AUGUCCGAGAAAAUCUCGUCGUCGCUUGACUCGAAGGAGGCAUCUGUCUCUAUCGUCCAAGAGUUGCCCAAACCUCAAAAGAUCAAUGGGUCUUCUGGUGUCCUCGCCGGUGGUGGCUCGGUCGAGCUGUACGCCCCAAUCGCAGAGUACGAAGGGAAACAUCGAUAUGAUCCAACGGCAGAAUGGACAGAGAAGGAAGAGAAAGUCCUUGUCAGAAGACUCGACUACAGAAUUUGCUCCUGGGUGUGCCUGAUGUUUUUUGCACUUCAGCUGGACCGUGGCAAUAUUUCUCAAGCACUGUCUGACGGUAUGCUUGAUGACCUCGGCCUGUCAACCAACCAGUACAACUAUGGUAUGACGAUCUUUUACCUCUGCUUCCUGUGUGCAGAGGUACCCUCCCAGAUGAUCUCGAAAAAGCUCGGCCCCGAUAGAUGGAUCCCUAUACAGAUGGUUCUUUGGAGUGUUAUCGGUAUUUGCCAGGGCUUUGUCAGUGGCGAGCAGAGCUUCUAUGCUACAAGAGCGCUGCUGGGACUGGUAGAAGGUGGCUUCAUCCCUGAUGCACUUCUCUACCUCUCAUACUUUUACACAAACGCUGAACUUCCGAUGCGGGUCGCCUUCUUCUACUGUGCAUCCAACGGCACUGCCAUCGUUGCCGCGUUCUUGGCUUUUGGCAUCCUACACAUGCGGACAGUGGGUGGCUGGGCAGGCUGGAGAUGGUUGUUCGUGCUCGAAGGUGCUUUGACUUUGUUGAUCGGCAUUGUAUCCUGGUUUUAUCUUCCUCCAAGCCCAACUGAAACCAAGAGCUGGUUCCGCGGCAAAGAUGGAUGGUUUACAGAAAGGGAGGAAGUCAUCAUGGUCAACCGAGUGCUUCGUGAUGACCCCGCUAAGGGUGGCAUGCACAACCGCCAAGGCUUGACUUUGAAGCUUCUCUGGGAUGCGCUCAUGGACUAUGAUCUGUGGCCGAUGUACCUGAUCAGCUGGACCAUGCUGAUUCCCACCAAUCCCCCCACAGCCUACUUGACCCUCUUUUUGAAGUCGCUUGGAUUCGAUACAUUCCAAGUCAAUCUUUUGACCAUUCCCGGAUAUGUGCUGUUUUUGAUUCAGCUGGUCUUCUGGUCUUGGAUAUCUGAAAAGAUCAACAACCGCAUGGCGAUUGUCUUGUUCUACUCCUUGUGGUGUUUCCCUCUUUUGCUAUCACUGGAACUUCUUCCUUCCACUGCAAGUGCAUGGAGUUGGUAUGCUCUUACUGUGCUGAUCAUUGGUUACCCCUAUAUCCAUUCUAUCAACGGUAAGCUCCCUUGUGUCUUUCACUUUUCACAAUUUCUGACAUUACUUCUCCUUUCAGUCAGUUUGAUUUCGCGCAAUGCAGGCUCUGUGCGCACACGCACCGUGGGCAGUGCAGUAUAUAACAUGAUCUGCCAAGCAGGAUCCAUCAUUUCUUCCAACAUCUAUCGAGAGGAUGACAAGCCCUACUACCGAAAGGGUAACAAGAUUCUUCUUGCGCUUGUUGCGUGGAAUGUUGUUAUGACCAUCUUCAUCAAAUGGUACUAUAUUCGGAGAAACAAGAAGCGUGAACAAAUUUGGGAUAGCAUGACUCCCGAGCAAAAGGACGACUACUUAACAACAACAAAAGAUGAGGGCAACAAGAGACUGGACUUCCGGUUUGCACAUUAA
Molecule: messenger RNA, 1674 nt
Organism: Penicillium salamii
Lineage: Eukaryota; Fungi; Ascomycota; Eurotiomycetes; Eurotiales; Aspergillaceae
Source: the annotation of a GenBank genome assembly